UCCUCGGCAGUUGGUUCCACAGGAAGCUGCCGGGGUGGGGGGUGGGUGCUGAGGCUCCCCCACCCCUGCGCCCGGUGCCCUGCCCCGCCUCCUCAAGACACCCACACGGCCCCGGCGCCGGGCCGAGGGGGCGGGCUCCCCCCCUCUAAAGCCGGUCCUGCGGGGGGGCGCAGGCCCCUGCCUCCGCCGCAGCCUGGGGGUGCAGGCGCCAGCCAGGCGGGCACGCAGCUGAGGAAGAGGAAGCCGGGGCAGAGUUGGGUCAUCCUGCGGUUACCCCGGGCCCUGGCCCACAGAUGCUCCCCAGCCCUGGGCGGGUCAAAGCCCUGACCCUGGGUCGUGGGGGCUACAGGAGCCCGUAGCCGGGCUGGGAACCCACAGCAGCGAGGACAAGGCUCCGUCUGGCUCCGAGCCCAAGCCAUGUGUCCAGCCCUUUGACUCUGAAGCUGCGGACUCGGCCACUAAGAGCAGCAGGGGAGCCUGGAGGCCUGAGCACCCAGACUUCUCCGCCAUGGGGGAUGAGCAGGAGGCGGCUGCUCCGGGGCUGCUCGGCGAGAGCGCGGAGGACCUCAGCCUGGACCUGGGAGCCCUUCAGGGCAGCGAGUAUCUCCAGGACCUGGGCCUCGGGGUCCUUCCACUCAGCCAGCCUGGGGAGGCCAAGGCCAGUGGCCCCCCCAGCAAAGAAGCCAGAGGAGACUCGCCCUUGUCCAGCUCGGCAGGGUCCCACAGCCUGUCUCGGAGACGCAGCUGGGAGAGGCCGCGGAGCUGCUCAGAGAGCUGGCGGAGGCUCAGCCUUGAUGCCUCAGCUGUGAAUGAGGGGCCCUGUCUCCCCCGGACGCUGGCCAGCCUUGCGCUGAACCUGCCAGGAGGGGGCCUGCAGGCCUGGACCCAAGAAUGUCUGUCUGGGGGUGGAACCCCCACAGAGCAGCCAAGCAAGGAAUGUGACAGCCCCGAGAAAAGAGUGAGGUCACGGUCGGUUCCCUCGUCCUUUGAUGAGAUCAGCUCCCUGGAAAUCUUUCCGGCUUUGGAAGUGCCCACUCCAGCUGUUCAAGGCUUGGAUCCACCGGUGCUGGAAUGCAUGGAAAAGGACCACGUGGAGCCAGAUCAUGUGUUGAUUGUCCAGCAGGUCCUUCAAGAACUUCGACAGUACCAUGGGGCCCGGCAGAGGGCUCGCUUGUCAGUCAGCCCUGGAGGAGCCCAUUCGAACCUCACCUGGUUUGAGUUCCUGUCUGAGAGCGAGGACAGCACGAGCAAGAUAGAGAGGUGUGACAGGAGCGCCAGGGUGAAACGCAGACUGAGCUCCCUCCGCAGUCGAGUCACCAGACAGAAGGAGAAGGGGAAGAGCCCAGUACCUUUGAAGGACAAGGGUCAGGAUGCUCGAGAAAGGAAGGAGUGUGUCAACGGGCACCAGCUGGCUCGGGGAACCUUCUCUGGCCACUCCAGCUGCCCCCUGUGUGGCAAACCCUUUCUGAGCUCUGCAUCCCUGAAGGAGCACCCAAGGGCCACCCUCUUGUCCGAUGGCAGCCCGGGCCUGUCCAGGAAUGUCGGCAUGACGGUCUCGCAGAAGGGGAGCCCGCAGCCUGCACCCAGCCCGGCGGGUACGGGGCUGAGACUCGGACCGGUCACAGGAGAGAUGGAUGAGUCCGACUCUGUAUUUCUGAAACUUAAGCAGGCAGCCGACGACUCCCUAUCGCUCACGUCUUCGAAUGCUGAGGCUAUUUUUAUAGAAGACCCCUACACUGCCUCACUAAGGAGUGAGAUCGAAUCAGACGCCCAUGAGUUCGAAGCUGAGUCCUGGAGCCUUUCUGUGGACGCAGCGUAUGCAAAGAAACAGAAGCGCGAGGUGGUGAAGAGACAGGAUGUGCUUUAUGAGCUGAUGCAGACGGAGGCACACCACGUGCGGACACUCAAGAUCAUGCUGAAGGUCUACUCCAGGGCCCUGCGGGAGGAGCUGCAGUUCAGCCCCAAGGCCAUCGGCCGCCUCUUCCCGGGCGCAGAUGACCUGCUCGAGGUGCAUGGCCACUUCCUGUCUCGGCUGAAGGAGCGCCGCCAGGAGUCCCUGGAGUCGGGCAGCGACCGGAACUACAUCGUCCAGAAAAUCGGGGACCUGCUGGUACAGCAGUUUUCAGGUGAAAACGGGGAGAGAAUGAAAGAAAAAUACAGUGUCUUUUGUAGUGGCCACAACGAAGCUGUCAGUCAUUACAAGUUGUUGCUGCAGCAAAACAAGAAAUUUCAAAACUUGAUCAAGAAAAUCGGCAACUUCAGCAUCGUGAGGCGGCUCGGCGUGCAGGAGUGCAUUCUUCUGGUCACUCAGCGCAUAACCAAGUACCCCGUGCUGGUGGAGCGCAUUAUUCAGAACACGGAAGCUGGCUCCGAGGACUACAGAGACCUGACCCAGGCCCUGAACCUCAUCAAAGACAUCAUCUCACAAGUGGACGCUAAGGUCAGCGAGUGUGAGAAAGGCCAGCGCCUCAAGGAGAUCGCAGGGAAGAUGGACCUGAAGUCCUCCAGCAAACUCAAGAACGGGCUGACCUUCCGCAAGGAGGACAUGCUGCAGCGGCAGCUCCACCUGGAGGGCCCGCUGUGCUGGAAGAGCACGUCCGGGCGCUUGAAAGAUGUCCUUGCCGUCCUGCUGACUGACGUGCUCUUACUGCUACAAGAAAAGGAUCAAAAAUACGUCUUUGCUUCUGUGGACUCGAAGCGCCCCGUCGUCUCGCUGCAGAAGCUCAUCGUGAGGGAAGUGGCCAACGAGGAGAAAGCCAUGUUCCUGAUCAGCGUGUCCCAGCAAGGGCCCGAGAUGUAUGAGAUUCACACCGGCUCCAGGGAGGAGAGGAACACCUGGAUGGGCCACAUCCGAAGGGCUGUGGAGAGCUGUCCAGACGAGGAGGAGGGGCCCUUCAGCGAGGCCGAAGAGGAGCGGAAGAUGGUCGAGGCCCGCGCCAUGAGGCUGAGGGACUUCCAAGAGCGACUGAAUGCGAAAGACCAGCAGAUUGCCCAGAGCCUCGGCGAGAAGCAGCAGAUCUACCUGGAGAUGGCUGAGAUGAGCAGCCUGGAGGACCUCGCCCCGUCGCGGCUCCUCUUUCGGGGAGGGGACCCCCCUGAGAACCUGAAUGGAGAGAAGAUUCUCAAGUCAGCCAUGAGCCAGAUCGAGGACAUCCAGAGCCUGAUCUGCAGGCGGCUGGGCAGUGCCAACGGCCAGACAGAAGAGGUGGGCAGCUCCGCGGCCCCACCCUGGAGAGUUGAGACCUCUGGGGGCCAUGACAGCACGAGCAGCCUGGGCAGGGAUGGCAGUUUUAAGAAGAAGGUCUGCAGCAGCGACCCCGGCCCCCGAGACUGGCAGGGCCCCGUGCGCAGCCCGGACCCGAGGCUCAGCGACACCCCGGGGGCCCCCGAGGAGGCACCGCAGGCGGCGGAGGGACCUGGGACAGAGCCUGGCCCCCGGCUGCCUGCAGUCCUGGAGUCGGAGCUUGUCCAGCGGAUCCAGACGCUGUCCCAGCUGCUCCUCGACCUCCAGGCGGUCAUCGCCCAGCAGGACAGCUACGUGGAGAUGCAGAGGGCCGCCAUGCAGGAGCGCGAGAAGCAGUUCCGGCUGCAGUCCACGCGUGGGAACCUGCUGCUGGAGCAGGAGCGGCAGCGCAACUUCGAGAAGCAACGCGAGGAGCUGGCGGGCGUGCAGAAGCUGCAGGGCCAGCUGCGGCUGGAGCAGCAGCGCUGGGAGCGUGAGCGGGAGCGCCAGCGGCAGGAGCUGGACCUGGCCUCAGCCCGGCUGCAGCGGCGCGAGAGCGAGUCGCAGCAGCUGCAGGAGCGGCUGAGCCAGGAGCGCGACGAGCUGGAGCGGCAGCGCCAGGCCUACCAGCAUGACCUGGAGCGGCUGCGCGAGGCCCAGCGCGCCGUGGAGCGGGAGCGCGAGCGCCUGGAGCUGCUGCGGCGGCUCAAGAAGCAGAACACGGUGCCCGGGGCGCUGCCGCCCGAGGCGCUGCCAGAGGCCCUGCCCCCAAGCCACACCCCCAGCUUCAACGGGGAGGGGCUGGAAGGGCCCGCAGCCCCGACCAAAGCUCCAGGGCCCCGCGUUAGCACCCUGCUGUCAGGCGCCGGGCCCGAGUUCGCUGAGCGCCCCGAGGUGGCCCGCAGGGACAGCGCCCCAGCCGAGGGCCGGCCGGCCAAGAGCGACGUGCCCAUCCAGCUGCUCAGCGCCACCAACCAGAUCCAGAGGCAGGCGGCUGUGCAGCAGCAGAUCCCCACCAAGCUGGCCGCCUCCACCAAGGGCGGCAAGGACAAGGGCAGCAAGAGCCGGGGCUCCCAGCGCUGGGAGAGCUCAGCCUCGUUUGACCUGAAGCAGCCGCUGCUUCUCAACAAGCUCAUGGGCAGAGAGGAGAACACCUCUCGGAGCCGCCGCUCGCUGAGUCCCGUCCUGGCCUGUGCCACGCCCCCCCCAGACCCCUGCCUCCCAGCCCCAAGCCCGGCCCCUGCUGAGGUCCCCGCUGAGUACUCCCCCAAGGCCUGGGCGGCAUCCCUGCCACCCGUAGCCCUGCCCUCCACACCACUUGACAAGGAAGAAGCCAGCAAGGAGGACGUCAUCUUCUUCUAGGGGGCGUGGCCCGAGGUGCAGGCCCCUCCCUGUGCUGCCCUCCCACCGUGUUCUCUGGGACCCGCCCCACUGUCUCUCUCCCCUUCCCAAACAGGCCUCCAUCCACGACCACCUGGCCAGGGCGUGGCAGGGCUGGUCUGAGUCUCUCUCUGUAGGAUUAGCAGUGGUGCCUGGGCAACUUUGUAAACCUAUUUUUUUUAUACAAAAAGGAAAGUUUUUAAUCGAAGAUUGAACCAGAGCUAACCCAAGAGCUGUGAGUGCAGCACCCCGUUUGGGUAGGGGGGAGAUCAACUGCAGGCUGUCCUUCCACGGGAGUGACCGGCGGUGGUGGGUCCGCGAGGAGCACGGUGACAGGCCAGGCCCGUGGCCUGAGGAGGUGCUGGCUCCGGGCUAGGCUCCACAGCUACCAGAAGGCACUGCUGGCGCCAGAAGGGCCUAGUGGUAUCAGCUCUGUCCACAGAAUCAGGCAGAGCUGCUUCCAAAGCAGAGGUCUGCAUGUGUUCAUGGUGGGCCUCCAGGCCAGGACGGGAGCCCGGACAAGGGGUGGCACACAGCGCCCCCAGGACGGAGGGCCACAGGGCAGGGCAGCUGGAGAGGUUGGCGGCGGUGUGCUCGGCAGGCUCUGUAGGUGCACAAGGUCGUCCUGGAAGGGCCUGACCGUCACUCAUUUUUAUUUGGUGGAGGUUUUUAAGACCUGCUGUUGUCAAACUUGGUGCUUUCCAGAGGCACCGCACCAAGGCGGCAUGGUUCUGUGGGCGUCUUGGACACCAGGCACCCAGGAAGCCAAGACCAGAGCUUCAGCCAGGGCUGGCACACACCCAAGGGUCCCAGCCCAGGCGGAGGGGCCUGAGUCCCUGUGAGACAGGCCAGUUGUCCCAGGGCUGCCAGGGGGAGCCCCCAGGCUCAUAUCCCCAGCCAAGGGGCAGGUGCUGGGACCAUGCAGAGCAGUGGGGUGAAACGCUAGAGCGAUCACACGUGGCCUAGUCGGUGACUUUUGCCAGCGAGCGGACAGAUGGCCACCUGGCAGGCACCUCCACGUCUAGUGAGCUGUCACAGCUCAUGGUCAACUUCCCCUGGAGGAGGGCGAGGGCCACCAGUCCAGCCUCUCGGCCAUAGGUGUUGGAGAUGUUGUCACAUGUCCAGGAACAGUCCAGCGGUGGCAAGAGGUCAGAUUCCUGUUCCAGCUCUGGCCACACUCAAGCUUGGGUGCCGGGGGUGGGGGGUGUCCCAGCCUUCUCCUCUACCCCUGACUCCCCCAUGGAACCCAGAGUCUUCUGAAGCCACGGAACUUCCCAAAGCACUGGUGGAAGACUGGGUCCUCGGUGGAGCAGGAGCCUGGGCCCAGCAGGGGUGAGGCGACACGGCCAGCUGGUGACAAGGAACUGGCAGCAGGUCCGGACCUCUCCCGAGCCCGGUAACUGCCCUGGCGUCUUCAGCUCCUCUGAGAACCUCCCCAGCCUCACCCUUGCCUGCGGGCCCGCAGCACCAGCAAGGAGCCAGGAGCAGCGUCGUCCCCCACGACACGAGCGAGCUCCUCCGUGCCACACCGACAGUCAGUGUUUGUGUUUUGUACUGAGACGCAUUGGAGCACUUUAAAAAGUUGACUUUUAGUUCCCGUCCUAUUGUGAAGAGGACAUUCCUGGGCCAUGCGGCCCCACCCACGGGCUCCAUCUGACCCUCCGAGAGGAUUCCUUGGGCGAUAAGGAGUUCAAGGAGGUUUCUGACCAGUGCCAGCGGCUGGGCAGCACCGUGGGCACAUCCCUCCCCGAACCGCAAGGUCACUCCUGGGUCGAGCCCAGUGUUAUCUGUAAAGUUGGUGGUUGAGCAAAUGUUCUGAUUUCUGUGGGAUCUGUGCACGUCUUUGUUAAUUGUGACCACGAUCUUAGUCCACCAGACAAUUAUUUCUACAAUGAUCGCAGCGUUUCCUCACUGCAGGGUAUUUCAGAACCACUCUAGAACUUAAGACCUGAUUCUAGCAAUAAAAGUGUCUGAGAUGAGCUGA
Molecule: messenger RNA, 6587 nt
Organism: Camelus dromedarius (Arabian camel)
Lineage: Eukaryota; Metazoa; Chordata; Mammalia; Artiodactyla; Camelidae
Gene: ARHGEF18
Product: Rho/Rac guanine nucleotide exchange factor 18
Exons: 29
Coding region: 509-4585 (1358 amino acids)
Biological process (GO): small GTPase-mediated signal transduction
Molecular function (GO): guanyl-nucleotide exchange factor activity
Source: RefSeq, a predicted model, not a curated record